AAUGCCGACAAAUCGAACAAGAAGCGGAAGUCCUGUUGAAGAGAAAACAUUUGUUAGGAGUUUGUUAGCCAGCUACCUAGCUUUAACUUAUGUUAACGUAGAAAAGAGAGAAAACUGUUGAUUUACAGACAGCUAAAUUCGGCUUUGCGCUGACUGGCUAGUCCUGUUGGACUGACUCGGCAGUUUAUUUGGGAGAGGACAAAGAGAGAGGUAGCUAGGAUGGAUCCAGCUCUGCUUAGGGAGAGGGAGCUGUUCCAAAAGAGAGCUCUGUCCACUCCAGCUGUAGAGAAGAGACCGGCCGCAUCAGACUCUGGAUCUCACAAGAAGAAGAAGCCUAAAGUGGACAAGGACUCCUCUGGAUCCAAAAACAGCUCUGAAACUGCAAAUGGAAACAUCAACAUCAAGGCAAGCUCUGGGUACAAGUUCGGCUGCCUGGCCAAGAUUGUCAACUACAUGAAGACGAGGCAUCAAAAUGGCGACACACACUUCCUGACUCUUGAUGAGAUACUGGAUGAGACCAAACUUCUUGACAUCAGCAUGAAACAGAAGCAGUGGCUAAUGACUGAGGCCCUGGUCAACAACCCAAAAAUCGAGGUUCGUGACGGAACUUAUGGCUUUAAGCCCAAAUACAACCUGAAGGACAAGAAAGCCUUACUGAGGCUGCUGGACAAACACGACCAGCUGGGCCUGGGAGGAGUGCUGCUGGACGACGUAGAAGAGGGACUCCCUAAUGCAGCCAAGGCCAUCAAGGCUUUGGGGGAUCAGAUUGUGUUUGUAACGAGACCAGACAAGAAAAAGAUCCUGUUCUACAAUGACAAGCAUUGCCAGUUUGUAGUAGAUGAAGAAUUUCAGAAGCUGUGGAGGAGCGUACCAGUGGACUCCAUAGAUGAGGAGAAAAUUGAGGAGUACUUGAAAAAACAAGGCAUCUCUUCCAUGCAAGAGACUGGACCAAAGAAAGUGAUGCCGGUUCAAAAGAGAAAGAAGCAGAGCGGGCAGAGGAAGAGACAGUUUAAAACCCACAACAACCAUCUGGCCGGAGUUCUGGAGGACUACUCGGACGGCGUGCCUGCAAAGAAGUGAAGCGGCUCGCUAGAAUCCGAGGCGGCUGGAGAUGGAGUCGCUGGCUACACAACGUGGACUUUUCAUGACGGUUCUGUCAAAGCUAGCAUAAUGUUCCUUUAUUUCCAUUCCCUCCAGGGAUCAGUAGCCAUUCAUUACACGGAGCCAACAGCAGCAGUGUUAUGGAGCGCUUUUUAGAGUCCCUGGUCGAAACUUGAGGACUCUGGGGGGGGGGGAGGAAUCUUUAAGCACACAGAGGACUGAACAGAAGUGGGCACAUCAUCCAUACAGACGAAAUGUAAACGGGGCGAAUGUGUCAAUACUACUUUGAUCAUUUUAUUUAGUUUAUAGCAAAAGACGUGUUUCAUAUUUUCUUCUUGUGAACUCUCAGACUUCAGUGCUUUUACUUUGCAGAACCACAGUAUAGUGGUUCAAAAUAAAAGACUUUUGAACUUA
This is a messenger RNA of Fundulus heteroclitus (mummichog), 1515 nucleotides long. It is a transcript of the gene gtf2e2, whose product is annotated as general transcription factor IIE, polypeptide 2, beta. NCBI's taxonomy places the organism in Eukaryota, Metazoa, Chordata, Actinopteri, Cyprinodontiformes, Fundulidae. Gene Ontology annotation, biological process: transcription initiation at RNA polymerase II promoter. The coding region runs from base 220 to 1080 and encodes 286 amino acids. Gene Ontology annotation, cellular component: transcription factor TFIIE complex. The transcript is spliced from 8 exons. The record is from RefSeq and is a predicted model, not a curated record.